AUGAGUAUGAAGGUCUUUGUGUUGUUUGUUGCUACAAUUUUGGUAGCUUCGCAAUGCCAUGGCGCUUCCUUCAGAAGCUUCCCUCUCAAAAUGGAAACAGGGUAUGGCGAUGAAAGUUAUGCGCCAGUUGGAGACUUGCUGCAGAAACACACAACAUCAUGGGCUGGGAAACCAUUCCUGAAGAGUGCAGCGGUCAAAGUCUAUGAGAAGGAAGUCAUUGUGUUCAGCAUAGAUGGAACCGUUCUCUCCAACGUCCUAUACUAUUCUCAACAUGGAUAUGGAGUGGAGAAGUUCAACUCCACACGUUAUGACGAAUUUGUGAACAAGGGUGACUUACCAGCAUUGCCUGAGACUCUAAGGAAUUACCGCUACCUGGUGAAUCUUGGCUACAAGAUUAUCUUCUUGUCAGGAAGACAUGAGAGCAAAAGAGCUGUAACUGAAGCCAACUUAAAGGCGGCUGGUUACCACACAUGGGAGAAGUUGAUUCUCAAGAAGAGAUUUGUGGUUGCAGGGACCCAUCAAACAAUUCUCCAAAUGCUCGAGUUCAAAAAGGCAGAGAAGGCUAAGCUGGUGCAGCAGGGAUACAGAAUCGUUGCAGUGAUCGGAGACCAAUGGAGCGAUCUGCAGGGACAACCGAAAGGCAUUAGGAUCUUUAAGCUUCCUAAUCCCAUGUACUACAUUCACUAG
Molecule: messenger RNA, 687 nt
Organism: Sphenostylis stenocarpa
Lineage: Eukaryota; Viridiplantae; Streptophyta; Magnoliopsida; Fabales; Fabaceae
Source: the annotation of a GenBank genome assembly